Toxorhynchites rutilus septentrionalis is the source of this 1815-nucleotide messenger RNA. RefSeq lists its product as uncharacterized. The transcript has 2 exons. Gene Ontology annotation, biological process: DNA integration. Lineage: Eukaryota; Metazoa; Arthropoda; Insecta; Diptera; Culicidae. Gene Ontology annotation, molecular function: nucleic acid binding. The record is from RefSeq and is a predicted model, not a curated record. The coding region runs from base 1 to 1815 and encodes 604 amino acids.
AUGACCAUCCAUCAGACGACAGCCUGGAGUGACUCCAUGACAACUAUAGCGUGGAUAGCAGGAGACCCAGCCAGAUGGAAGACAUUUGUGGCCAACCGCGUAGCAGAGAUCAACUCGACAUUAUCCGCAGUGAACUGGAGACACAUUCCUACGGACGAAAAUCCGGCCGAUCUACUGAGCCGUGGGGUCACCCCUAUGUCACUAGCGAGCACUCCUUUAUGGUGGAGUGGUCCUACUUGGAGGCCCGAGGACUCAAUCGAACUCCAGCCAGACAAUCUGCCCUCAACAGUGCAGCGCCUCAUCGACAAGGAAAGGAGACUGUCAGCAGUGACUUCAACGCACGUCAUCGAGUUCAAUUCAUUGCUAGACGGAAUGCUCAGCCGGUACUCUUCCUACAUACGGCUGAUACGAGUAACUGCCUGGAUUCUUCGCUUCGGCACCAACUGCCAACGAAACCGAACAGACAGGAGAAUCGGGCCACUGCAGCCAACUGAAUUGCACACAGCGCGAGAUAUACUUGUUCGCCAUGUCCAGCAUCAAUACUAUCCAGGCGAAAUUGCAGCAUUAACAGCUGGAAAAGUACUUCCAAAUAGCAGCAAACUAUGGCCGCUAACUCCAUUCCUAGAUGGCAACCUUCUCAGGGUGGGCGGCAGGCUGGCACGGUCAAACAUCAAUUACGACUGUAAGCAUCCAAUACUUUUGCCAGCAAAAAGUACUUUGACCGAACUGAUCCUGCGGCACGAACAUCUCAGCAAUCACCAUCUUGGACCGGAAGCACUGUUAGCAAGCAUUCGAAGGUGCUUUUGGUUUCCACAAGGACGAAGAGCAGCACGGAAUGUUGUAUGGAAAUGCAUUCCUUGUUUCAAGGCUAAUCCUAAUCGGGGAAUGCUGGAACAAAUAAUGGGUCAGCUCCCACCACAACGUCUGGAAGCUGCCCCGCCAUUCUACAUAUGCGGAUUGGACUACGGUGGACCCAUCACCCUGAUUCAGAGACGUGGACCUGGCUCACCAACAACCAAAGGCUACAUCUGCGUUUUUGUAUGCUUUACGACGCGAGCAGUCCACUUAGAAGCUGUAAGCAGCUUAUCUACAAGAGCUUUCUUGGCUGCGCUUCGGCGAUUCAUCGCUCGCAGAGGUCACUGUGGACACAUCCACAGUGACAACGGAACAAACUUUGUGGGUGCUGCGAGAGAAAUUCGAGAAUGGUACAAAAGGAGAGCUUCGGACGAACACAACACUCAGGUCGCCAACUAUCUAUCGAUGGGUGGUACGCAAUGGCAUUUCAACGCGCCAGCAUCGCCACACAUGGGUGGUCUUUGGGAGGCAGCGAUAAAAUCAGCGAAACGACACCUAAAAAUCAUUACCGGUAACGCAAAACUAACGUUCGAAGAAUUCAGCACAUUCGAUCCAAAUGACCUGCAACCAUUGACGCCCGCACACUUCAUCAUUGGACGACCACUCACAGCACCCAAUCAUAGCGAGUACAUCCCAACAGCCGAUAAAAGCUACGAAGUACGCUACAAAUAUUUGCAUGAGCUACGGAAACACUUUUGGGAUCGCUGGAGUCGCGAAUACCUUCCCGAAUUGCAGCGCAAAAAUAAGUGGCAUCAACCAAGUAACAAUCUGCAAAUAGGUGAUUUGGUUCUCGUUCGACGGCAGAAACUACCCACACAGCAGUGGGCACUCGGAAGAGUUCUGCAGCUGAAACCCGCACCAGAUGGAAAGCCGCGACUGGUUACGCUAAAGAUGAGAGACAGCGAAAUCGUUCAAUCAGUCCACAAUCUCAGUAAGCUACCACUUCAACAGGAAAAUUGA